Messenger RNA from Closterium sp. NIES-67, 5737 nucleotides. Lineage: Eukaryota; Viridiplantae; Streptophyta; Zygnematophyceae; Desmidiales; Closteriaceae. The record is from the annotation of a GenBank genome assembly.
UUCUCGAACUUUUCCAGAUAGAACUGCUUCCCUUCUCGUUUUUACUAGGUGAUUCAUGGCUGCCUAGCCAAAUUACCAGAAUAUCCCCUCACACUGAUUUUGUCAUAAUCGGCGGCUCAGAUCUUGGUUAUGAACGUGCUUUACCAUUCUGGAAAGUAGAGAUUAAGACCUUUCCAACGCAUAUAAGCUCAUUUCUAGAAGUUACUUGAGCUGCACGCAAUGUUCUGUUGAGAUCGUCAAACUUAAUCUCUAAUUAGUUCUCUCUAGAUUUGCACGAUUUCCAUCAGUGGUAUCAGAGCCACGGUUAGAGGACGUUCUUUCCUCCAUUGGAAGAGAUCUAGAGGGGCUUGAAGUGCUCCAGAUCUAGGGUUUGACAUGGCCCAAAAGUUGGAUGGCCCUCCUAGGUUUACCGGCUCGGAUUUUUCGCUAUGGAGGUUCCAGUUCACACUAUGGGUAGGUAUUAAGGACCUAGAAAGUGUGUUGGAUGGAUCGGAGAAGCGACCACGAGCUGACUCUGGGGAGGCGUCUACUGGAGCAACCAGCCAAGUGGGAUCCGGGGCUGGGGGAGCGUCGUUGAGUGGGGUGAAGGAAGGAGGAACUGCUGCAACUCGAACCGGAAGGUCGCAACCAAGUAGCGAGGAGUUGCUCAAAGCUCAAGAAGCAUGGGAUCGGAAGGAUCGCCAGGCUUUUCAGUACCUGUGUUGGGCUUUGGAGGGGCAACUUGAGCUUCUUAAGAUGCUGAUUGACCUGAAGGGGAAGGAAGGUGCAGCGGCUGCAGCUUGGAAAAGAGUACAAGAUAGGCACUUGCAGAAAGGGCUUCUAAGCGUGCUUACUUGGCGGAAGCGGUUUUACACCAUGGAGCGGAACUAUGGGGAGGGGGAGACCAUGGUUCAGUAUCUCCAGAGGGUGGAUGAGAAUGUGCGGGCUUUGGAGGAGCUGGAUUACACGGUAGAUGAGAAGGAGAUCAUCUAUACUGCGCUCCAAGGGUUGGAUCAAGCGGCUAAUGAGGCAUUACUACAGUACCUUCACCUCGAGCAACAGAAAUGGACCAAGGUGUGGAUUUGGGAGGUUCUAAUUUCUGAUGAGGCUCGCAAGGUUGAUGCUGGAAGAGGUCUAGAAGGAGGCAUGGGUGCAGCAGAUAAAGCUUCCUUCAGGAAAGGCUAUCAACAGCAAGGAGGUGGGGGGAAGAAGAAAGAGUUGGACAAAUGCCUUGUGCCCGGAUGCAACAAAAAACACUCUUGGAAGAGUUGCUGGAGUAGGCCUGAGGGAUGGAAGCCUCACGGCUACUCUGGAGAGGCCCCACCAGUGACCAAACCUGAUUGGGUGGAGAAAAGGAUGAAGAAGGGGCUCUGGAAUAAGAAGGGCAGCAAGGGAGCAACGGCCGCAGCUGCUAAGGAUGAGAAGGGGAAGGGCCAAGACGACUCCUCCGAUGAUGGUUUCUCGUUUCUCAUGCUAGGGCAGGAUGCAGCUCUCGUUGGUCGUGCAUUGGCUAAUCCCAACUUCCUGGUUCUAGACUCUGGAGCAACAUCUGGGAUGCUUCCUCGCCGUGAUCUUUUCACCUCCUACCAUCCUCUCCCACCAAACUCUAGGAGAGUGAUUGUUGGGAGCGGAGAUUUGCUGCAGGCAAUUGGCAUCGGCACGAUCACCAUUAAGGGGAAGGAGGGGGAGCUAGUGGGUGUGAAGGGGGUCCUUCACGUCCCUGGUUUGGCUGCAAACCUCCUUUCAUGCUCGCAGCUGGCUAAACAGGGAUACAUCUGCACUUUCACUGAGGGAGGGUGUACUGUUAGAAAGGGUGAAGCUGUGGUGAUGGAGGCAAAGCUGGACAAGGGUUUAUACCUUGUUCCAGCUUGUGUGCCUAAUUAUUACAAGGCACAUAUGGUUUUUUCUGAGGAAGCCGCUUGUAGCACUCGCUGGAGGCAGGUGGAAACGGUGUCACCUGAGUUGCUACACCUUCGCAUGGGGCACGCGGGGAAGCAGCAACUGCUGGAGUGUGUGAAGAAGGGGGAGCUGAAGGGGGUGGAGGUCAAGGAAGGAGCUGGGCAGCAGAGCAAAUGUCCCGACUGCACGUCUGGAAAGCUGCCUAGAACCUCAUUCCCUAUCUCCUCUGAUCAUGCCUCGACUCCCCUUGAGCUGGUGCACACGGAUGUGUGUGGACCGAUGCAAACUCCUGACCGGGAAAAGGGCAACAGAUACUUUGUCACCUUUCUUGAUGACUUCAGUCGACUUAGCUGGGUCAUCUUGGUGAAGACCAAGGAUGAGGUGGCAAAGGUGUUUAGGCGGUGGAUACGCUAUGUGGAGAGGGAGUCAGGGGCCAAGGUGAAGGUGUUAAGGUCAGAUCGGGGUGGAGAGUACCUUGGGAAAGAACUUCAAACCUUCUUGGAAGAAAAGGGUAUUACCCACCAGCUCUCUGUACCUUACACGCCGCAGCAAAAUGGGGCAGCGGAGCGGCUUAACAGGACCUUGACCGAUUUGGCUCGGGCCAUCCUUUCCCAUGCCGAGCUUGAUAACACUUGGUGGGGGGCAGCAGUGCAGUAUGCCAACUGGGUGAAGAACAGGAUGGGCAGCAAGGGGCUUGGAGGCAAGAGCCCAUACUCCUUAUGGACAGGGAAGGUGCCGAAUGUUUCCAUGGCACGAGUGUGGGGGUGCAUGGCACAGUAUAAGGUACCUGACCAGCAAAGGAGGAAGCUAGAUCCUAAGGCACAGUGGGGGAUCUUCCUUGGGGUUUCUGAGAGGAGCAAGGCUUGGGUGCUGUGGAGUGUAGCUGACCAGCGUGUGAUGGAGAGCCGUGAUGUGGUUUUCCAUGAGGGGCUGAAUUUUAAGGGGUGGAAGGAGCAUGGUACAAGCCAAAGUGGGACUUCCAUUCAAGACCCUCAUACGGCUUCUAUCUUUGAGGGGGCAUGGGAGGACCCUGGAGAUGAAGGGGAGGAGCAGCAGGAGGAGCCAGAACCAGCUGAUCCUAACCAUGAGGAGUCCCGAGAGACAGAUUCUACCCCUCAGCCAGCCACGCAGGCCGAUGCGCGUGAUGAUCAGCCGGAGCAGCAUGUGCCUUCAACUCCAUCGAGAAGCAGUUGGCAGCAGUUGUUGAACCAGCAGCUGUCCAAGACUCCAAGGACUCCAAUGAAGAGGGUGACUUGGGAGGAGAAGCUGCGGAGGCUGGAAGAAGGAGAGGCAACACCUCUGCGACGCAGUGCUCGAAUUUCCCAGCCACCUGAAAGGUUUUCACCGGGGCACAUUGCACGCAUGCAUGAUCAUCUUGUGUCUGAUUUGGAUGAUUGCAUGCUUGUGGACAUGCAUGGGCAUGAGUAUGCUCUUGAUGUGUGUCUAAUGGGUCAGGUGCAUGAGCCUAGGUCAGUCCAUGAGGCGCUGAACCGUCCCGAAUGGGUUGAGUCUAUGCAUGAGGAGCUUGAGUCUCACAAGGUAAAUGGAUCAUUUGAGCUGGUUGAUCCAGCCGUGGUACCACCUGGUUUGGAGGUCCUCAGGUGUCAUUGGGUUUGGAAAUACAAGCAUAACCCUGAUGGUACUAUUGAAAGGCCUAAGUCCAGAUUGGUGGUGAUGGGAAACACGCAGAAAUUGGGAGUACACUAUGAAGAAGUGUACUCUCCAGUUGGGAAGCAUGCGACCUUGAGAGGUAUGCUUGGAAUUUCAGCUGCUUUGGGGCUUGAUAUCCAUCAUAUGGAUGUCAAGACAGCCUUCCUCCAUGGGGAUUUGGAGGAAGAGCUUUACAUGCGGCAGCCCCCUGGUUUUGAUGAUGGCUCUCACCGAGUGUGUCGCCUCAAAAAGUCCAUUUAUGGGCUAAAGCAAGCCCCACGACAGUGGUACCUAAAAUUUGAUGAGGCUCUCAUGGAUUUUGGGUUUGAGAGAUCUGAGUGUGACCCUGCCUUGUACCACUUUGUGAGAGAUGAGGAGCGGAUCUCCUUAUUCCUCUAUGUGGAUGACCUUUUGCUCCUAUGCUCUAGCAAGGCUUUGCUAGAUCGAGUGAAAGACUUCUUGUCCUCGCGUUUUCGCAUGAAGGACUUGGGGGAGGUGAAGUACUACUUGGGAAUGCAAAUUGAGCGUGAUGAGAGUGGUAUCUUGAUUCAUCAAGAGAGGUACAUUCUUAACAUGCUUCAGUCCUUUGGCCUCUCAGAGGCCAACCCCGUGCGUACUCCUCUCCCAACAGGCUUUGAUGUGCAUGCCUAUGAGGAUGAACCCUUGCUGCGAGAUGAGCUGGUCAAGCUCUACCAAAGCAUUGUGGGAUCCCUCAUGUAUGCUUGUACUACCACACAGCCACAGAUUGCCUUUGCAGUCUCACAGCUAUCUAAGGUCGCCUCUUGUCCUAAAAUGUUUCACUUGCAGGCCGCUAAGAGAGUGCUGAGGUACCUGAAAGGUGGUGUCAAGUCAGGUAUCUUCUUCCAAACACAGCCCCAGUCUCAGGUCCAGCUAGUUGGCUUCAGUGAUGCUGACUAUGCUGGAGAUUCCGCAAGUCGCAGGAGCCACAGUGGGUAUGUGUUCUGUCUGAAUGGGGCAGCUAUCUCUUGGCAGAGCAAGAGGCAGCCCGUGGUAGCACUCUCUACCACUGAGAGUGAGUAUAUAAGUCUGUGUCAGUGCAUUCAGGAGGGUGUCUGGCUGAGGCGUUUGUUUGAGGAGUUUGGCCAUGAUCAUGCUGGUGGUGUGCCUGUGUUUGUGGAUAAUCAGUCUGCCAUUGCCCUUGCACAGAAUGCAUGCUUGCAUGGCCGCACCAAACACAUGCAGGUCCGGUGGCAUUUCAUUCGGGAGAUGGUAGCUGCGGGUGAGGUGAUUUUGCAGUGGUGCCCCACCAACCGUCAGGCUGCUGAUACUCUUACCAAGUCUCUUCCAUUUGAGCGUCAUGGUGUGUGCAUGACCUUGCUCGGGAUGCAGCCCCAUGAUGACAGAGUUCCCGCAGCAGAUGCCGGCGACUUGGUGCUCCUCUCCUUGGCGGACUCCAUGCUCUGGGUGGCCCCAACCCAUGGGCAAGGGGGAGUGGUGUGAAGUCUUUUGCCCUAUGGUGUUGAGCCACACCCAGCACGAGCAAGGGGGAGUGGUGUGAAGUCUUUUGCCCUAUGGUGUUGAGCCACACCCAGCACGAGCAAGGGGGAGUGAUAAAUGUGUAGUGUUCUGUGGUGUAGUUUGCUCUAGCUGAUUGUGGGCUAUUGGGAUUUGGGCAAAAGAUGUGUGCUCGCAAAACGUUCGCGAAUUAUCUGUGCGGAUGCUUUGCAAACGUUUUGCGAACAAGUGGGUGUAAAUACCGUGCGGACUAAGAUUCGAACACUUUGCGAAUGCUUGGACAACAUUUGCCAAAACACUCCGCGCGAGCAUUCGGAAACGAUGGGCGGUGUUGUCUCGAAUGCAAUAUAGUGUUUCGUCAAAUGCAUUGCAAUGCAUAUUUUGAUGCUGCUUUGGAUUUGUAUGAAAAUGAUUUUGCAUUCUUGCCAUCCAUUCUUUUUGUUCUGUUGACCAUUGGUGUAUCAAAUGAUGUUAUUCAUAAAAGUAAAUGUACCACCAUUACAAACGAUAUACACAAUUUCUACCAGUGGUUACCAACCUAAUUACCUAGAAAUAUGCAAGCCCCCAACAACCUAAUAACGUAUGCAGCAUGCCCGUCCCGCACUACCACGAACAGAAACAGAGCGGCGGCACACCAACGACGUUGCCGACAACGUAAAUUCUUGACGCCGACUUGCUAUUCCUGCAUGUGAAGUAAGAAUUCAUUUCAAAGUAAGCCCAAUGUCCAAAUUAC